Molecule: messenger RNA, 1363 nt
Organism: Camponotus floridanus (Florida carpenter ant)
Lineage: Eukaryota; Metazoa; Arthropoda; Insecta; Hymenoptera; Formicidae
Gene: U2af38
Product: splicing factor U2af 38 kDa subunit
Exons: 5
Coding region: 174-896 (240 amino acids)
Biological process (GO): mRNA splicing, via spliceosome
Cellular component (GO): U2AF complex; spliceosomal complex
Molecular function (GO): metal ion binding; pre-mRNA 3'-splice site binding
Source: RefSeq, a predicted model, not a curated record
CUCCGCCAUUUCGAUAUUAUUCGACGAGCGAGUUCCCUUCUCGGCGAUCGGCGAACUAGUAUAUGGUGGACGCGCAAUAUUCCGGCAUUGGAAUAUUCACUGCCGGUAAUUUUUUUGAUAAUUUCGAGAGGAGAGAACAAUUGACAUUUUAGGACGUCGAGGUGACGUAAGUCAUGGCCGAAUAUCUAGCGUCUAUCUUCGGAACCGAGAAAGACAAAGUAAACUGCUCCUUUUACUUUAAAAUCGGCGCCUGUCGUCACGGUGACAGAUGCUCGCGUAUCCACAACAAGCCCACAUUCAGCCAAACAUGUUUGCUUCAAAAUCUGUAUGUAAAUCCUCAAAACUCUGCCAAGAGCGCGGAUGGCUCUCAUUUGGUCGCAAAUGUAUCGGAUGAAGAAAUGCAAGAGCAUUAUGACAACUUUUUUGAAGACGUUUUUGUCGAAUGUGAAGACAAGUAUGGCGAGAUUGAGGAGAUGAAUGUAUGCGACAAUCUUGGCGAUCACUUAGUGGGCAAUGUUUAUAUCAAGUUUCGCAGAGAGGAAGAUGCGGAAAGGGCUGUAAACGACUUGAACAAUCGCUGGUUUGGCGGCAGACCUGUCUAUGCUGAACUAUCACCGGUAACGGACUUCAGAGAAGCUUGCUGUCGUCAAUACGAAAUGGGCGAGUGCACGCGAUCUGGAUUUUGCAACUUUAUGCAUUUGAAGCCUAUCUCGCGUGAGCUGCGUCGCUACUUAUACAGUCGUAAAAAGAGCGGCAGGGGACGAUCCAGGUCGCGAUCGCGAUCGCGCGGCCGAGAUCGUAAGCGCAGAUCGCGAUCACGCGACAGACGAUCGAGAUCCAAGGAUCGUCGGAAGCGAGACGACAAAGGUAGGGACGGUCGAUCUGGAAGAUACUAAUUGUAGAGAAUUAUGUUUAUACGAAUAUUCAUUCCGAAUAUAUUGAUGUCCUGAUUUAACAAAGAGAUUGGACGUUAAUGACGUUUGUCUUCUUGUGUGUGCCGGACAAUAUUUGUCUUAUCAAUAUAUUUAUAUAUCUAUAUAUAUAUAUAUACACACACACACAGACGCGUAAUCUCGAAUUAGUAUUCUUCAGUGCUGUGUAAUAAAUUUCUGGUUAGUUAUUUAAGCAUUUCUGAAUGAUUAAUAAAUACAGUUUCCCUCUGUGCGAUAAUGACAGAAACAAAUAAAAUAGAAACAUGGAAAUAUGUAUACAGGGUGUCAGGGCAAUCUCUUCCCAAAAAACAGUUCUUGUAGUUUACCUUGAGAGCUUUUCAAAACAUUAUAACUAAGUAUUUUUUUCGAGUACUUUUCAAGUUAUGAGGCUUGAAAUAAUUUCUUAAUUGCAUAAAACAAUAAAAUAUCUA